AUGGUGGAGAUCGACAAAGAUGUCAUCGUGUCUCCCAAUAUUCCACCGGAAAAGCUCGUCGUAACUUCCUCAAGUCAUAAACAUCGACCUACGUUGUCCUUGUUGUGGCGUCGGAAGGAAAAGGUCGACCCGAAUGCUAUCGCAACACAGCCGUCUGUAUAUGAUAAUCCCGAACAGGCAAAAUAUUUCCAACCACUGCCUAAUUAUGAGAACAUUCAUCGGUUUGAUCCGAGUGAACGAUGGACUUGGGCGGAAGAGAAAAAAGUUCUGAGCAAGAUCGAAUGGAGGAUCGCAGCUUGGGCAGCUAUUGCAUUCUUUGCCCUGGAUCUGGACCGCAGUAACAUUCAACAAGCGAACACGGAUAACUUCCUUGACGAUCUUGGACUAAAUACGAAUGAUUACAACCUUGGAAAUACAGUUUCGAAACUUUCCUUUCUACUUGCUGAAUUGCCAUCUCAGCUCAUCAGUAAGAAGAUCGGUCCCGAUCGAUGGAUUCCCGCACAAAUGAUCCUGUGGAGUAUUGUAGCCAGUGCUCAAUUUUGGCUCAAGGGACGCAACUCAUUUCUCGCCUGCCGCGCACUGAUUGGUCUCCUACAAGGAGGCUUCAUCCCAGACGUCAUUCUCUACAUGUCAUACUUCUAUAAAAGCACCGAGCUUCCAUUCCGCUUGGCCAUCUUCUGGAUGGCUAAUCGCCUCACAGACGUCAUUGCUCCCUUAUUGGCAUAUGGCUUGCUUCGCCUGCGCGGAUACCAUGGCUACGAGGGCUGGCGUUGGCUUUUCUUGAUCGAAGGUAUUCUUACUCUCCUCAUUGGGAUAUGGUCAGUGUUCAUGAUGGCACCUUCGCCAACACAGACGAAAGCUUGGUGGAGGCCGAAGGGAUGGUUCACGGAUCGAGAAGAGAAGAUCAUGGUGAAUCGUAUCUUGCGUGACGACCCCAGUAAAGGCGAUAUGCACAACCGUCAAGCAAUUACACUCAAGCUUCUGUGGAAAAGCUUCUGCGAUUUCGAUCUCUGGCCAAUAUACGCAAUCGGACUAACGUUCGGAAUGCCCGCUGGACCACCUGAUCAAUAUCUCACACUGACUCUUCGUCAAUUGGGCUUCGACACAUUCGAUGCCAAUCUACUGAGUAUACCGGCUCAAGUCGGGACGACGAUCAAUAUGCUCAUCAUGACCUGGAUAUCGGAACGCAUCAACCAGCGAGCUUACCUUGGCAUCUUUGUGCAAUUUUGGUUCUUUCCUUGUAUUCUUGCUAUGGCACUGGUGCCUGAUGAUGUAUCAAAGUGGUCUAGGUUCGCCAUCGUUACCGUUCUUCUCUCUUACCCAACACCGCAUCCAAUGCAAGUUGGCUGGUGCAGUAGGAAUUCCAAUACGGUCAGGACACGCACCGUUAGUGCCGCACUAUACAAUAUGGCGGUUCAGCUCCAAGCUAUUGCAUAUUCCAACAUCUACCUGAAUGACGAUAAACCACUAUAUCGCCGUGGCAACCGCGUGUUGGUAGGCAUUUGCGUCUUGAACAUCUUUAUCUACCUAUUCGCGAAAGCCUACUACACUUGGCGCAAUAAACAGCGUGACAGGCAGUGGAACGCAUUGAGUGUUGAUGAGAAGAUCAACUACCUGGAAACUACUACCGACGAAGGAAGUAAAAGGCUAGACUUCAGAUUCGCUCAUUAG
Aaosphaeria arxii CBS 175.79 is the source of this 1671-nucleotide messenger RNA. Its product is annotated as MFS general substrate transporter. NCBI's taxonomy places the organism in Eukaryota, Fungi, Ascomycota, Dothideomycetes, Pleosporales. The transcript is spliced from 7 exons. The coding region runs from base 1 to 1671 and encodes 556 amino acids. Gene Ontology annotation, molecular function: transmembrane transporter activity. The record is from RefSeq and is a predicted model, not a curated record. Gene Ontology annotation, cellular component: membrane. Gene Ontology annotation, biological process: transmembrane transport.